UCGGGUUCAGAUGGGUGUGGUCCCUCAAGAAGGGGUGUUUUCCUCCUCUCCACAGAGUCGAGGGUGUUGAAUCUUGACUUUGAAUGAAUCAUUCAUGACUAAUAUACGAGGAGGAAGAAGAACUUCAAGUAGCAUGCUGCUGAAACGCCCUGUUUUUAUUUCUUUUAAUUUGCCAGCUUUGAAAAGUUGAGACAGGAGAUCUCUGUUGGAGCCUGUAGACCCGUCCAGAACAAUGGGGCUCCUGCAGCUGCUGAAAUCACAGUUCUUGUGUCAGCUGAUCAUCUGCUACGUGUUUCUGGUCAGUGGACUCAUCGUCAACCUGCUGCAGCUCUGUACCUCACCUCUGUGGCUGGUCAAUAAGCAGCUGGCCCGAAGAGUCAAUGUCAAACUGGGAUACUGCAUCAGCAGCCAGAUGGUUGCUGCACUGGAGUGGUGGUCUGGGACAGAAUGCACGCUCUACACAGACCCACAGAGCUACCCGCUGUAUGGAAACGAGAAUGCAAUUGUUGUUCUUAACCACAGCUUUGAGAUAGACUUCCUGUGUGGUUGGACCUUCUGUGAGAGAUUUGGUGUGCUCGGGAGCUCAAAAGUUUUAGCCAAGGAACAGUUGAGUUAUGUACCUAUUAUUGGUUGGAUGUGGUACUUCCUGGAGAUAGUUUUCUGCAAGAGGAAGUGGGAGGAGGACCGGAGGACGGUGGCUAAGAGUCUGCAGAAACUGCGGGAUUACCCAGUAAACUAUUGGUUCUUGCUGUUCUGUGAAGGAACACGCUUCACACAAAAGAAGCACGAGAUCAGCAUGCAGGUGGCCGAGAGCAAAGGCUUACCCAAACUGAAGCAUCACCUUCUGCCCAGGACCAAAGGAUUCUGGAUAACUGUGCAAAACCUCAGAGGGACCGCCGCCGCAGUUUAUGAUUCCAACCUGAACUUCAGAGACAAAGCUGCACCGACCCUGCUUGAUAUCCUUAAUGGGAAGAAAUUCCACGCAGAUUUAUAUGUCAGGAGAAUCCCACUGGAGUCGAUCCCAGAGGACGAGGCCGAGUGUGGGGCUUGGCUCCAAAGACUCUACCAGGAGAAGGAUACCUUUCAGGAGCACUAUGCCAAGACGGGGCGUUUCCCCGGCCCCACAGUGAGCCCUCCACGCCGCCCCUGGACCCUGAUCAACUGGCUCUUCUGGGCCUGCCUGCUCCUCUACCCACUGGGCCUGUUGUUCGCUCAGCUCCUCAGCUCUGGAUCAAUGCUGACCAUUGUAUUCUCUGUGGCUCUCUGCUUUGCAGCCUCUCUCGGAGUCCGCUGGAUGAUUGGCCAGACUGAGAUCAACAGAGGCUCGAGCUAUGGGGAUAAGGAAGUUCCUCUGAACAACAACUAGAGGCUCCUGCAGCACGGCACAGCUACGACCCUGAGAGGUGUUGGCAGCUGAAAAUGUAAACACCAGUCUGACAGGAUCUGCCGGUUCAACAUGUGUAAACCUGCUCCAAGGCGCAGGGCAGACGGAUUCAUAUCAUCUGAACACUCAAGAUUUAGGAUCAGGACUCCAUUACAUUGAGAAACAUAAUGAAAUGAUUGUGUCAAGAUUAAAUAUGGCUUUACUACU
This is a messenger RNA of Labrus bergylta (ballan wrasse), 1591 nucleotides long. RefSeq names its product 1-acylglycerol-3-phosphate O-acyltransferase 4 (lysophosphatidic acid acyltransferase, delta) (gene agpat4). Lineage: Eukaryota; Metazoa; Chordata; Actinopteri; Labriformes; Labridae. The record is from RefSeq and is a predicted model, not a curated record. Gene Ontology annotation, molecular function: 1-acylglycerol-3-phosphate O-acyltransferase activity. Gene Ontology annotation, cellular component: endomembrane system; mitochondrial outer membrane.